AUGGCGCGGCCCGUUCCUAACCUUCUUCGUGUAGGUGAGCGUGUCGUUCAGUGUGAGUACGAGGGUGUAGUUAGGUUGUGCCGUAGGUGUAACUUGGCAGGACACCACGCCGCCGCGUGCGACACGCCUCAGUGCGCCCGCUGCGCGCAGUUUGGCCACGCGUCCUGCGACGCGGCGUGCGUACGUUGCGGCGGCGACCAUGCGGUUUCGGCGUGUAGUGUCCGCACCUACUCGUCAGUAACCGCGAGGCCAGAACAGCAGAAACCUGCCGUCGUGGAAGCGGUUACUUCGCCGGUAGCUGAAACGGUUGCUGCCUCAGAAGAAGGAGAGAGCCAGGGCUCCUUGAGCAUGGUCGAUACCGCCGGGAGCGGCGGCGAUUCCGUGAACGCUACCGAGGUCGUUCCCCCCUCCGCCACGGCAACGUGCGAGGGGGCAACGGCCGAGGAGGCUGAAGCGACGGUCGCCUCCGUGGCUGAUGCACCUCUUGCUACGGCGGUCGCUAUCCCUGGCGCGUCCGAACCGCUGACUGGCGCGACUGACACUGCUCGUCGGUCGAACCAUAAGCGUAAGAGCCGGCGCGCACACCGCGCUGGUUCCGCUGCCAGGGAGGCGGCUGCGGGGCGUGAGUCGAGCUCGGACGAAGGUGGCUCCCAAGGCUCGGAGACUGGCGCUCCUGAACUGAAGCGCACAGCUGUUGAAACGUCCGAUUCUGAUACUGAGGUCCCAUCGGACGCGGAGGGUUCUCCUCCUUGUCCCAAUUGCGGAUGGGGACGUUGCGACUGCUCGUUGCUCUCAGACAGAACCUAUGAGUCUACUGAUGAGGGGUCUCCAAUUUCGGAGGCCCUCUCAUAA
Dermacentor albipictus is the source of this 852-nucleotide messenger RNA. RefSeq lists its product as uncharacterized. The record is from RefSeq and is a predicted model, not a curated record. Gene Ontology annotation, molecular function: nucleic acid binding; RNA-DNA hybrid ribonuclease activity. Lineage: Eukaryota; Metazoa; Arthropoda; Arachnida; Ixodida; Ixodidae.